This is a messenger RNA of Leguminivora glycinivorella, 1469 nucleotides long. Its product is annotated as zinc finger protein 665-like. The transcript is spliced from 4 exons. The record is from RefSeq and is a predicted model, not a curated record. Gene Ontology annotation, molecular function: RNA polymerase II cis-regulatory region sequence-specific DNA binding; DNA-binding transcription factor activity. Bases 146 to 1405 code for a protein of 419 amino acids. Lineage: Eukaryota; Metazoa; Arthropoda; Insecta; Lepidoptera; Tortricidae. Gene Ontology annotation, biological process: regulation of transcription by RNA polymerase II.
CGUAAACUCGUAAUUUGUAUUAUUUAUCAAUUAGAUAAUAAAUAACCGCGUUGUAAUAUAAUACAAUUUGUAUUACUACUAUUACUAGUAAACUACGCGAUUAAAUUGUGUAGUUUUGCCUAUUUGUUUGAGGGCUUUACGCAGAAUGGAGGGCACAGCGCGCGUGAAGCAGGAGGCCGAGUGGACUGAAGUGACGGUGAAGGUGGAAGCAGACACUGCAGAGGAAGAGGAGUGUGCGGACGACGUGGCCGGGUGCGGAGUGAGCGCGGCGGCCCUGCUGGCCGGGCUGUACGCGGGCCACGAGGUGAAGGACGAGCUGGUGCUGGGCCCGGAGCGCCCGCACCGCCCCGUACUCGCCCCGGUGCCGAGAGACACCGCCGGCUGGCACGCCACUCCGCCACACGCAGCCUCGGACACUGAACAAGGAGUACACCACACUCCUGACUACGACAGAGAGCCGGUGUGCGACCUGUGCGGACACCGCUUCCACUCCAAGGCUGAGUUGCUGCGCCACGUGGCGGUGCACAUCCAUUUGCCGAUGAGCGUGGAGUGGGCAGCGGGCAGGCCUAAGGUGGCAGUCCAUGGUGGUGUGGCGGCGGGCGGCGCGGGGCGGGGGCGCGCGCUCCGGGGGACACACGCGCGCGCUCACCCCGUCACACCACGCUCCACGCCUUCCACCCGAGCACACACACACUCCCGACCGACGACACGCGGCUAUACAAAGUCUGGCGAUAAACUCUUCGAGUGUAACGAUUGUGGGUACAAGUGCACGCGGAAAUCAUCAUUAUUCACUCACCGGAUGAUUCACACUGGCGAGAAACCGUACAGGUGUAAGCAUUGUAACUACAGGACCCGGCAGCGAGCAUCCCUGCGAACUCACGAGAUGAGACACACCCAUGAAACCGCGUUUAAAUGUAACCACUGCGAGUACACAAGCAUAAGCAGGAGAAACUUAAUAGAUCACCUGAGGAAACACACCGGUGACAAACCUUACAGGUGUAAGCACUGUAACUAUAGAACCCAUCGUGCGGCUCGCUUAAGCGAUCACGUGAAGACACACACUGAGGAAAAGCCGUUCGACUGUAGUGUCUGCGGCUACAAGUGCAAAACCAAAAGAAUCCUGCAGCUUCAUCAAACGACGCACUCCGACCUGAAGCCGUUCCAGUGUCGUUUUUGCGAAUACAAGUGCCGGCGGAAGAGUUACCUGCGCUUUCACGAGAAGAAGCACACUAGGGAAAAUACAGCUCAGUGUAGAUAUUGUGAAUUCAAAUGCGAGAAUGUUGUAGAGUUACGUAAUCAUAUGAUGACCCAUGUCACCCAUGACAAGGAAAGGCCUUUGAAGUGUUGCAUGUUUACUAAUAAGCAAGUUAUAAUAAUAAACUUACCCGUUUUUAGGGUUCCGUAGUCAACUAGGAACCCUUAUAGUUUCGCCAUGUCUGUCUGUCCGUCCGUCCGUCCGUCCGUCCGUC